Molecule: messenger RNA, 1172 nt
Organism: Magallana angulata
Lineage: Eukaryota; Metazoa; Mollusca; Bivalvia; Ostreida; Ostreidae
Exons: 8
Coding region: 192-935 (247 amino acids)
Biological process (GO): formation of translation preinitiation complex; formation of cytoplasmic translation initiation complex; translational initiation
Cellular component (GO): eukaryotic translation initiation factor 2 complex
Molecular function (GO): translation initiation factor activity; translation initiation factor binding; mRNA binding
Source: RefSeq, a predicted model, not a curated record
CUCGCAAGGGUUAUGCAGACCGUUUUUAAAAAAUCAAUAAUACGAAUACUUUGAACUAAAAGAUCGUAACUUAUUGCAUUCAUUUACAUUUGUCGCUAGAAACUUAAUUGACUUGGCAUGAAAAUAACGAUUGUGUGAAUUCUCUUUCAUUUUCGGUUUUAAAAAUUCGAUUUUAAGAAAAAUUGAGAGUUAUGUCAAAUAACAGCUUGGAUCCUUACAAGUCCCCCGUCUACAAAAAAAGCAAACUCCACCAUCUCAGAUGGAAUCAUUCAUACACAAAGGAUGACAGGAUUAGCAAAGAAUCACAGCUUGACAAAGACAUCGACGAUAUUGUAGAGGACAUGAGUUUCUUGGGUCUUAAAAAGAAAAAGAAAUCUGGCAAACCUGCAUUUCAAGAUGACUAUGUCCCACCUGAGGCCCCUGUUUUUGUUGAUGGAGUCCAAGAAAAUGUGGAACAAGUAGAUGAAGACUAUCAGUAUCAAGAACUUUUGGAUAAACUUUAUGAAUCACUUAAAAGAGACCAUCCUCAUCUCCGAGAGCAACGAUCCUGCAAAUUAUGGAUCCCCGAUGUUCGUUCCUUUUUUACUGCAAGGAAAACGGUCCUCCUGAACUUCAUACAAAUUUGCAAUGCAGUUAAGCGUCCCCAGAAACACGUGAUGGACUUCUUGAUAAGUGAAUGUGCGACAAGUGGUUCACUCGACCCCUGGAACAGACUUUCGUUAAUAGGAAAGUUUAGACAAAAAGAACUACAAACAAUCAUCUCGAAAUACGUCAAAGAGUACGUUAUGUGUACUUCCUGUAAAUCAUUCAACACUCUCUUCAAGAGGGAAAGCCGCCUCAAUAUUAUUCGAUGUCAUGUGUGCGGAUGCACGAGAGUGGUGAACGCCAUUCAAUUUGGCUUCAGGGCAAUAACGUCCCGGAAAAAACACCGAUGAACAUGUCAUGUAACGGAGAAACGAACAACGGAAACCAACAGUAUCAAACAACGAUUCAUAGCAGAAUGACAGACAAUGCCCAAAACCAGAAUCGGAGACCACAUUUUAAAAUGGAAACACAUGCAAUUAUAUCGAACAGAAUCACACACAAUGUACUAGUAUUACAAUAUAAUCACAGAAAUUUCUGGUAUCACGGUUAUCGACAAUGUUUAUGUUAGAUUAAAACUUUUAAAGGUA